CAACGAAGGAAAGUGUAGACGUGGAUUUAGACGGCCUUUUCUCCCUCAACGAACGACCAUUUCCAAGCCCAGCCCAUCGCUAGUCUUCCUUUGUAUUGUUAGGGUUUGGGGAAUCUCCAACACCUUCUUCGUCUUGGAUUCGAAUUCAGAUGGUUCAGCUGAUGAAGAAUUCUGCGAAGGCGGAAACGGCGUCGUGCGCUGACACCAAUAACCCCAUCAAGUUGGAGAUCGUUGAGGACCCACUGGAAGAAGAGCAUGGCCCUCUCAACAAGCGUUGCAAACCCUUUCCCUCUCCAUCGCCUUUGCCUCACCCUCACCCUCAGCAAUGGAGUGCUUCCAGUGAUGCUUCUGUCAGUUCCCCUUCGCAUCUGAAUAUACUCGACGAGCCGAGCCCUUUGGGUUUGCGCCUCAGGAAGAGCCCUUCGCUGUUGGAUUUGAUUCAGAUGAAGUUAUCUCAAGGAAGUGCGCCACAAACCGAAGAUUUAAGCUCUGGAAUCAAAAGGGAGAGCAGGGGUGCUGCCGCUGCUGCUGUGUCGGACAAGCUUAAAGCUUCAAACUUCCCGGCUUCGCUUUUGCGGAUUGGUUCGUGGGAGUAUAAAUCAAGAUACGAGGGUGAUUUGGUGGCCAAGUGUUACUUUGCGAAGCAUAAGCUUGUUUGGGAAGUUCUUGAAGGCGGUCUAAAGAGUAAAAUAGAGAUUCAAUGGUCUGAUAUCAUGGCACUUAAAGCUCAUUGUCCAGAUAAUGGGCCUAGCACGUUGACUGUUGUGCUUGCUAGACAGCCUCUUUACUUCAGGGAGACUAAUCCUCAGCCUAGAAAGCAUACACUAUGGCAGGCAACCGCUGAUUUUACUGAUGGACAGUCUAACAAACAUAGGUUGCAUUUUUUGCAAUGCCCACAAGGGCUGUUGGCCAAACAUUUUGAAAAGCUUAUCCAGUGUGAUAUGCGUCUUAAUUUCUUAAGCCAACAGCCAGAGAUAAUUUUGGAUUCACCACAUUUUGACACACAACCUUCUAAUUUUGAGGACCCAGACAACUCAAAAGAUCGUGAACUGCUUCAAGUCAGUGGUAAAGGAUCCUCCACAUCUUGUUUUCACGACAGAGGAUCACCUCAAUCAUCCCUUUCAUCAUCAUUUAAGAUUGAACACAACGAUCCUCCUGGAAUGACGUUGGAUAGUCUCCCCCGAGAUGCACCUUCACCCAGCUCAGUCAUGGACUGUACUUCAAUUGAAGGGAGUACAAGCUCUGAAACCGAUUCCAAGGGCCCGAGAAAUGGGGAUCAGAUGAAACUUCCUGGACUUCGACCUUCUAUGUCAGUGAGUGAUUUUAUAGGCCAAAUUGAACUUUGCCUGUCAGAGCAAAUGACCUCCGGGAAUCCACCCUUCUCUGAUGGAGGAUCGGAGUACAAGGAAGUCCUGGAAGACAUUGCGCAGCAUCUUCUUAAUGACAAUCAGGUUGCAGCAACAUCUGAUGAAAAAUCGCUUAUGUCUAGGGUGAAUUCUCUCUGCUGUCUUCUACAGAAGGACCCUGUAACAGUGCAGAAUUCGAAUUAUGCAGAAGAUAGCACUGUUGAAGGACCUGUUGAUGGAAAAGAUGUCAAGCCUGCUGAGGAGGAAUCAACGGACGCUUCUGGUGGCAAGCACGCACUAGGCAUGUCUAGGAAAGACUCGUUUAGUGAUUUGCUCCUCCAACUUCCUAGAAUCGCAUCUCUUCCAAAGUUUUUGUUUAACAUAUCAGAAGAGGAUGGUGACAGUCAUGCCAGAUAGUAAUUCUCAUAUAUAGAAUUUCAAAUUGGGUAAGUAUGGAGUACGGAGCUAUCUAGCUGUGUCCAGCUGCAUUAUGUUAUGUAUUUGUAGACAUGUGCAAGUUUAAUUUCUACCCUGGGAACCACUGGGAUUUGGAAAAGUUGUUUUAAUGAAGAAUCCUGGUAGAACCCAUGUAAAAAUUGUUAAGUAGAUGUUUUAGCUCUGUAUUUGUUUCCUUUUGGGUUUGAUUUCUGGGUGUUGUGCACAGUUGUCUGCUUGUAAGUAAAUCAUGUGUUGCCUGAUCAAUUGGCUGAUAUGGGCAAUAUUUUCAUGGCUUUGGAAUACAUAAGAUCAUGAGCUGUAGCUAAUACUAUCGAACUGGCAAGCUCAGUUUGUAUAUAUUAAUUUGAUGAUAAAUUCGGAAUAA
Molecule: messenger RNA, 2169 nt
Organism: Cajanus cajan (pigeon pea)
Lineage: Eukaryota; Viridiplantae; Streptophyta; Magnoliopsida; Fabales; Fabaceae
Source: RefSeq, a predicted model, not a curated record